CACAACUUACACCCUCCCUUUUGCACUUUGUAUGUCGCCUCUCAUCGCCUUCACCUAAGCUCAAUGUCUAAAAUCUCACCUUGACUCCGUUCGAUAUCUUCCUGCUUGAACUCUGCAUUAACCCCGCACACCUCAAGCUCCCUCCUCUUGUCCACCAACCAUCAUGGCCACCACUGCAUCUUGGCUCACGCAGAACUUUGGUGAUGAUGAUGGCGAAUCUGACACAGAAUUCAACCCUGGCGCUGGUGGUGGAUCAGAUGAUGAAGAACCUCAAGAGUCCAAACCCCGUCCUUCCAAUGGUCGAUCUACUUCAGCCCACCGACGAUCCUCAGACUCCGACACAAACGCUAAACGUGAUGGAGACGACGAAGACGACGACGCAAAAGAUGACAUCAAUGGUCGCAAUGGACAUGAUGAUGGAGACGAUGACAACGACCAAGAAGCCCCCGAUGGCCAAGACGAUGAGGAUGAUGAAGACGACGACGAAGAGGAGGACGAGGAGGACGAAGUCACAAGUCGACCUCGAAAGCGUAGGAGACGAGGCUUGAAUCAGUUUUUUGAAGAAGAGGCCGAAGUCGACGAAGACGAUGACGAACUCGAAGCCGACGAGGAAGACCUUGGCCCCGAAUUCAUUCAAGACACCCAUCCUGACGACGAUCUCCCUCCCGAAGCCGACCAAGAUGAUCGCAGGCACCGAGAACUUGACCGCCAACGACAACUUGAGGCCUCUAUGGACGCCGAGAAACAAGCUGCCGCCUACAGAGAGAGGUAUGGCCGGAGGACAACCACUGCCCUCAGCAAUAGUUCCUUUGUUCCUCAAAAUCUGCUCAUGCCCGACGUCAAUGACCCGAGUAUCUGGGGAGUCAAGUGUAAGCCUGGAAAGGAAAAGGAGAUUGUCAUUAAGCUUAACAAAAAGUUCAUCGAGUCCGCAAAGAGCCGGAAUCCCAUGCGCAUCUGCUCCGUUUUCGAAAGAGGCGAUGGCCCGAUGGCGGGUUAUAUCUUUGUUGAAGCGAGGCGGAAGCUUGACGUUGACGACGCCCUGAAUGGAGUCUCGGACGUCUACCCACGCUCCAAGAUGAACCUUGUUCCUGUCAAAGAAAUGCCUGACCUGCUGCGAGUCACCAAAACAAAGGAGCUCGAAGUCGGUGGUUACGUGCGGAUCAAACGUGGCGUCUACACCGGCGAUUUGGGAAUGAUUGAAGAUGUCGAAUCAAACGGACUCGAAGUCACAGUCAGGCUUGUCCCUCGUCUGACUUAUGGUUUGGAUGAAGACCAAGCAGGACCCAAUGCCGACCCAAAGAGGAAGCGGCCCAACGCUUUCAAUCAGCCAGCAAUCAACAUUGCCAAUCGUCCACCCCAGCGUCUGUUCAACGAGCACGAGGCCAAGAAACGUCAUGAUCGAUUCCUGCAACAAAAUCGAGGGCUCGUGGGCCGAUCUUGGACCUACAAGGGCGAUCUCUACGAGGAUGGUUUCCUGGUCAAGGAUUUUAAACUACAGCAUCUGAUCACCGAGAAUGUCAAUCCAAGACUCGAUGAAAUCACCAAGCUUACCAGAACCGCUGCAGAUGGGUCCGAACAUCUAGAUCUCGAAUCCUUAGCUCACAGUCUCCGCAAUUCGACCGCGGAGGGUAGCUACAUACCUGGCGACGAGGUCGAGGUUUAUGAGGGAGAACAGAGAGGAAUUGUUGGUAAAAUUGAGGCAGUUGUCGGCAACAUCAUUUCAAUCAUGGUCUCCGAAGGAGAACUCAUCGGUCAGGUCGUGGAGGUCCCUGUCAAAGGGCUACGAAAGCGAUUUGCUGAAGGUGACAAUGUUAAGAUCAUUGGUGGAAGCAAGUAUCGCGACGAAGUCGGCAUGGUCCUCCGGAUCAAAGAUGACAAGGUCACCGUUCUCACCAACACCAGCAACGAGGAAAUUACCGUCUUCAGCAAGGAUCUCCGCGAGGCGACAGAUGCUGGCGGGGGAAGUGCUGGUGGGAGCAAGUUUGAUGUGCAGGAACUGGUCCAGAUGGAUCCCACGACUGUUGGAGUGGUUGUUAGAGCCGACCGUGAAUCAGUCAGAAUCCUUGACCAGAACAGCUCCGUCAGCACGAGGAUGCCGUCCCAAAUCUCCAAAGUUGAGGUGCGAAAGAAUGCCGUCGCAACCGACAAGAAUGGAUCGGAAAUUCGAUUGGGUGACGUUGUGAAAGAGUCAGGCGGCGAGGGCAAGACUGGUACAAUCUUGCAUAUCCACCGCGGCUACGUCUUUGCACACAAUAAGCUUGGGAUUGAGAACGCUGGACUGUGGGUGAACCGGUGCAAUAACGUCAUCACCACAGCAGCCAAAGGUGGUCGAAUCACGGCACCGACAACCGACUUGACGAAAAUGAAUCCAGCUUUGCAGAUGAGAAACAGACCGGAAGCAAUGGCGCCUCCUCAGCGUCCUGGACGAGACCCCCUUCAAGGCAAGUUUGUUCACAUUAACAAAGGCACCUACAAAGGCCACCGGGCUAUCGUCAAAGAUACGACAGCCGGUGAGGCCCGACUUGAGCUUCAGACGAAGAACAAGACCAUCACUCUCAACAAGUUCGAAUUGUCCAUCAUUGACAACAACUCUCAAAACAAAACCAGAUAUGAAGACUGGAUCAAAAUGCGUGGUGGUCCGUCAGCCAUGCGUGCAGGUCCAGGUGCGCCAGGGUCUCGUGUCCCCGAUGCCGGCUUUGGCGGACGUACUCCUAUGGGCGUCAUGGACGGUGGACGAACUCCGGCGUGGGGCUCAUCAUCACGAACGCCGGCAUGGGGAGGCGGUGGUGGUGCUGGAGGUGGUAUGGAUUCCGGACGAACACCGGCCUGGAAAGCGCCAUCAGGGUCGCAGACUUCGUAUGGUGGAGGAGGCAUGACUUCAUACGGUGGCGGAGGUAUGACAUCCUACGGCGGUGCAGGAAACUUCUCCGCCAACACGGGGAGUCGGACACCUGCGUGGAAUUCGGGGUCGAAAACGCCGUACGGGGCUGGCGGUGAAGGAUUUGGCGGCAGCGAUGGUUUUGGUGCUGGUUCUCGUACACCAGCAUACAAUACAUCUUCGUCACGGACACCUGCAUGGAGCGGACUCGGCAGCGCGGCAACACCAGCGGCACGGCCAUACGAUGCACCAACCCCUGCGGUCUCGGCGCCUACUCCAGGUGCUCGGUUUGACGACGAUGCAUAUACUCCAUACCUUUCGGCACCGACGCCUGGUGGGAUGCAAGAUGCUCCAACCCCGGCUCCGCACUAUGCUCACGGGGCCAACAAGGAUCCCCUCAAGUACAACCGACUUGGAGGCUUUGACGCGCCGACUCCCGCCGCCAGUGCGCCGACACCGUAUGCGAGUGGUGCUUUUGAUGCGCCGACUCCAGCAGCAGGUGGACCGCGAUAUGCAGAUGAUGACGACGAGGACUAGAAGCGCGCGGUGUUGGGAGGAGCGCAUGAGUAUCAAGAUGAAAGCGAUCUGGAUUGCAAUCUAGGGCGCGAUCAGGGAAGUGUACCAUUAUGAUGACGCGUCAAGUCCAGACUUUGGAUUGCCGCAGGACUGCACCAUGGCGGCCGAAAUGUGGACUGCUAAAAAGCGAGAUACGGGGCAGCAGCGACAUUGGUCUUCUUCUAGCACCUAGCUCUCGCAAUUUGAAUGGGUUACCCCUGAAUAUUAAUCAUUCAGUAUGUAUGAUA
This is a messenger RNA of Exophiala mesophila, 3681 nucleotides long. RefSeq lists its product as uncharacterized. Gene Ontology annotation, biological process: regulation of transcription by RNA polymerase II; regulation of DNA-templated transcription elongation; transcription elongation by RNA polymerase II. The transcript is spliced from 3 exons. The coding region runs from base 164 to 3415 and encodes 1083 amino acids. Gene Ontology annotation, molecular function: protein binding; mRNA binding. NCBI's taxonomy places the organism in Eukaryota, Fungi, Ascomycota, Eurotiomycetes, Chaetothyriales, Herpotrichiellaceae. Gene Ontology annotation, cellular component: DSIF complex. The record is from RefSeq and is a predicted model, not a curated record.